GUUCCACGAAAGAGCAUCGACACCCGCAUCACUAUAUAAAGCUCAGAUGCGACUGUGCACAGCAACUUAUUAGACAGAGCAAGUGGAGAGUUAACAUCGCCAGAGAAACUAACCGAGAGUCAGACAGUAAAUCGCGGCCAUGCAAGUAAAACUGUGCAUCACCGUCGCCCUAUUGGCAUUCAUUGUGCAGCCAAGUCAGCAAGCAUCGUUUUUCGAUCGCCUGGCUGGAAACGGGCCUACUAUAGCUCAAGAUGCACCAGCGGAUACAUGCGCAGAUGAACCCUGCCACAAUGGCGGCUCGUGCUCGGAAGAUGGUGUUGGCUACGAGUGCGCAUGCCCGGAAAAUGUGGCGGGAAAGACCUGUGAGGACACUGCUGCACGGGAUAGGAUUAACAAAAUCCGAAACUUCAAGGCUAGCGUGGUUCAGAAUGUCCAUGCGCAGACCGAUGACUUCUCCAUCGACGCCAACCCGAACGCUAACGAGGAUGUCGAUAUCAUUCUAAUCGUCGACCGUAGUCUGAGCGUCGGCCAACCUUCGUUUGAGCAAGCAAAGUGCGCAUUGAAGGAGUGGGUGCAACUCUUCCAAGACGACCUUACCAUCCAGGCAAGAGUUAUGAUCUUGUCGUACGGACGAGAGGUAAUAUUGCACGGAAACUUCACAGCCUAUCGCUCGGUCGAAGAAGUCAAUUACGCCAUAGACGACAUUGCCUAUCGAUAUCACAGUGAUCUCUGCCGCGAUCAGAACGACAACUGCGCCACCUGCACAAAUCUUGCGCUCGCAGAGGCGUACGACAGGUUUAUCGACGAAUCUUCGAAUUCGCGGCCCGAUGCGACUCGUGCGGUCGUGUUGAUUACUGACGGACGCUCCAACUGUCCGGGAACCAAAGAAACCUGCCUUGUAGCCGGAAACCUAAAGGCAGAUCUGAACGUAGACGUCUUUGUGCAAGCCGUCGGCCAGAGGAUUGAUGCUGACGAAAUCAUGUGCAUCGCGACAGAAGGAAACUUCAAUCUGCAGCCCGACUACGAGGGAACUUGUCAGGAAACUGGGCGGGCCAGAGAACUCGAUACGGUGCAUCCAUAAUCAGCAAUGCUGCGACAGACUCAAUAAUUGCGUUAACUUUUAUUUAUAGUGUAUAAUAAGCAGCGGGAUUGGCACAUCUUCCAAGUUGAACGCGAUAUUGCAUUAAACGGAAUUGCUGCGAUGUAUGGGUACUACCUGGGAAUUAUGGGCACGUAUAUUACACCAAAUAAUACCCCGAAUGACACGACAGCUAUUAAUAGCUAGAGGCACAUGUAAAUAACCUGCGGUAGUCAUAUAAGGAUAUAUGUUGGCACGGACAGCACGGGGUAAUGACGACCAUGCUAAUUUAGGUUAUAAUGAUAAAUUAAAAAUGAAUAUUGUUUACCGGCUGUGGAUAUAAUUGUGGAAUCGAUGUGAAACUCAUAGAUAUAGACGCUCGCAUUAGGAGUAAAAUGAUGAGCGAUUACUAUAUUAUUAUCCCUUAUAAACCUACUUCUAAUUAUUGCGCAAGAGUAUGCCAAAAAUUAUCACUUUAUUAUUGUUAACUUAUCGCCAACAGAGAACGAGUAGAUAUCACAAUAUAGUGUUUAUUAAUUAUCAGUAAUUAUAGUAAAUUAUCGUACUAUCUAUAGAUAACAAAAACUGACAGAUGAGCAACACCAGCUUUGAUGACACGUACAGUAACAAGUUAAUCUAUCGUGUCUUUUGUAACUGGAUCUCGCCGCCUUUGCGAUAUCAUUCUUUUACAAAAUAUAAUUAUGAAAAUACAGUUACAUGAUUUUGUU
Messenger RNA from Priapulus caudatus, 1806 nucleotides. RefSeq lists its product as uncharacterized. NCBI's taxonomy places the organism in Eukaryota, Metazoa, Priapulida, Priapulimorpha, Priapulimorphida, Priapulidae. The record is from RefSeq and is a predicted model, not a curated record. The transcript is spliced from 7 exons. The coding region runs from base 140 to 1081 and encodes 313 amino acids.